CUUGUUUGUUGGAAUGCCUUCCUGAAAGACACCGCAGCUGCCAUAUUCAUGGCCGGCAUCAUGAUGGGCGCGUUGAUCAUGCCAACUAUUGCAGACAUGGUCGGACGUAAGCUCCUCAUCUCAGUCGGUUUGGUGGCCAUGUUCAUUUUCAGCACGAUGAUUGUGUUUCUGAAGAGCUUUGUUGCAUUCCUCAUCAUGCGGUUCUUUGCAGCGGUGCUGAUAUCGGGAAGCUUCCUAAGCCUAUAUGUGUUGUCAGUUGAGUGGUUUGCACCCCGUCAGAGGGCCUUCGUCGGUGCGGUCAUCUGGGUUCCUUGGGUCGCUGGAUACUGUACACUGCCUCUAGCAGGAUAUUUCAUACAUAACUGGCGCCACUUACAGCUGGUUCUUAGCAUUCCUAUUGCAGUUGUUUUCUGUUUUCCAUGGCUUCUGCCUGAAUCAGUGCACUGGCUUGUUUCUCAGAAUAAGUUAGCUACUGCUGAGGCACUUGUACAAGAAGCUGCUAAAACAAAUGGCAUUACGCUACCAGAAAGAUUUAGCUUAACUGCACCAGAAAAAUCUAGUGAGCACAGAAAGAAAACUCUGUGGGACGUUCUACACACACCUCUGCUGAGAGUCUAUGCUGUGAUGAUGUGCUUUUUGUGGUUUGCAAAUUCACUCGUGUACUAUGGCCUUACAUUUGGUGCUGCAACAUGGGCAGGGAAUGUGUACGUAAACUUCUUCCUGUCUGGACUCAUUGAAGCUCCAUCUUACCUCUUCUUAUUUUUCUCGUUGAAAUGGUGGGGAAGACAAAGGCCAAUAUGUGCUUUCCAUUUGAUAGCAGGCAUUCCUUUACUCAUAUUGCCAUUUCUACCCCAGAAAACUGCUGAUGGUCGUGAUCUGGCGACGUUGCGUACAGUUCUAAACAUCAUUGGCAAGUUUGGAAUUUCGUCAUCAUUUUGUGCAAUAUACCUCUUCGCUUCUGAGCUUUACCCCACCGUAGUAAGGAGUGCAGGUAUCGGCAUAUCAUCCGUAUUUGCCCGCAUAGGUGGUAUCAUAGCACCAUACCUGGCCAACAGCAUUGGCAUCUUGGAGCCAAAAGCACCACCGCUGAUAUUUGCACUGUUGGCUAUAGUUUCGGCUGUCUUCUCUAUGAUUAUUCCUGAGACAUCACAACUGCCACUUAUGUCAUCUCUGGAGGAUUCUAGAUUUCUCAGUAAAAGCUACAGGGAUGCACAUCUGCUGAUUGCGCAACAACCAAGAGAAACAUCGGUGGUAACAGAAGGUACAGAUGAAGUCCAGCCAAGUGAACCGGAGCCUAUUUUCAGUUUACACAACAAUAUGCAAGCCAACGAAGAUCCAACACCAAUGGUUUUCUAUCAGACAUCUGUGUAGUAUAAGGAGACUAUAAAGAUCCAAUGUGUAUAUAAUAUAAAGAGUCAACUAAGAUCCAAUGCCAAUGAUUUUCUGUCGGACAUCUGUGUAAUAUAAAAAUACUAUCAAGAUCCAAUCCAUACAA
This is a messenger RNA of Priapulus caudatus, 1495 nucleotides long. Its product is annotated as organic cation transporter protein-like. The transcript has 8 exons. Bases 49 to 1371 code for a protein of 440 amino acids. Gene Ontology annotation, biological process: transmembrane transport. Gene Ontology annotation, molecular function: transmembrane transporter activity. Gene Ontology annotation, cellular component: membrane. NCBI's taxonomy places the organism in Eukaryota, Metazoa, Priapulida, Priapulimorpha, Priapulimorphida, Priapulidae. The record is from RefSeq and is a predicted model, not a curated record.